AUGGACAAAACGACUCUCAAUAAAAGAGAAUUAGAAGUAUGGCAAGAACAAUUGUUUCAAUUGAAAAGUACAAUUGAAAAGAAAGAAAUGGAGUUGGAACGAAGAGAGCAAUUAAUCAAAGAGCGAGAAUCUUUUCUUACCAAACGAGAAGAAGAGUUGCACAGAAAAGAAAAUGAACUUCAAGAAAUUAACGAACUUCAAGACAACACUUUUCCAAUGCACACCACUCUUACUGAAGAUAUUAACAAUAAACAAAAUACUACACCACCUUUUAAAACCAAUACUAUUCCACCACAAAUUAAUAUCAUUGAACAUCAAGAUGAAUCUUCACAGGUUGUGCCUCCACUCAUUGAUAUGUCAUUCUUUAGUGCUGGUCUAAAACCUCAAAGAUAUCAAAAUAAUAUUCAACAAAAUGAUAUGAUGUUUACUUCUACUCCUAUUAACAGAGAUGCUCAACAAACUCAUAGUAACCCUUAUAUGCCUCAACAAUUUUAUCAACCUCAUUCUCUUCAAUACCAACAACAAUACCAACAAAAUAAUUCCCAAUUUGAUGUAUAUAAUUCUUUUAAUCAACAACUAAACGUUUCUUCUCCUCAACAACAAAUGAUGACUCAAUCUAAUCAAAUAGUCCCUCCUCAAACAUUUGUUCAACCAAUAGUUCCAUCAAAACAAACAAUAGCUAAACAAUCAAUUCAAUUCCCACAACAACAAGAAAACAAACAAAGUGAUUUUGAAAUUCAAAGAAAUAUUCCAAUUCCAGAUAAUGUUAAAAUAAAUGAAUUUGAAUUUGAAGAAAUGACACUACCACUUUCAACAAGUCAGUACAAUGAAUUAAGUGAACAAGAAAUACAACAGAUUGAACAAGAAAUGGAAAAAGAAAAAAAAGAUAAUGAAUUACUUAAACAAGAGCUUCAACAAGAAGUUCUUCAAUCAACACCUAUAAUGUCAAAAGAGAAUUGUUUGAGUG
Messenger RNA from Entamoeba dispar SAW760, 967 nucleotides. RefSeq lists its product as uncharacterized. Lineage: Eukaryota; Evosea; Mastigamoebida; Endamoebidae. The record is from RefSeq and is a predicted model, not a curated record. The annotation marks the transcript as partial. The transcript has a single exon.